AUGAAAACCACUAAUUUCACGAGUGCCAGCUUCCUGCGCCCACCCCCGAAGCUCGCCAUCGUGCCCACCCCCACACCACCGGUGUCCGCCCCUUGUGCCCACACUCUUUUCUCGCGCACGGUGACCACCCCCUUGUCUCCGCUUCCUGUACCCUCCAAGUACGCUGUUAAACGCACACAAAUACCAUUGGUUUGUACGCGGAGUGAAUUACCGUGGCAGCCACUACCUGUGGCCGCCUCGCUCCCUGGUUCUCUGGGUUGUGACGAUCUUAACACGGUGGCAAAUGCUUAA
This is a messenger RNA of Mesocestoides corti, 291 nucleotides long. The record is from the annotation of a GenBank genome assembly. NCBI's taxonomy places the organism in Eukaryota, Metazoa, Platyhelminthes, Cestoda, Cyclophyllidea, Mesocestoididae.